Messenger RNA from Hypanus sabinus (Atlantic stingray), 5429 nucleotides. RefSeq names its product methyl-CpG-binding domain protein 1-like. Gene Ontology annotation, molecular function: zinc ion binding; DNA binding. The record is from RefSeq and is a predicted model, not a curated record. The transcript is spliced from 25 exons. Lineage: Eukaryota; Metazoa; Chordata; Chondrichthyes; Myliobatiformes; Dasyatidae. Bases 663 to 3338 code for a protein of 891 amino acids.
GACAAAUUAUCUUUAACCUCCCUCUGGUUCCCCACCUCCUUCCCUUUCUCCCAUGAUUGACUCGCCUCUCCUAUCAGAUUCCUUCUUCAGCCUUUCACCUGAUCACCUCUCACUUCAUUCCCCCUCCUCCAACUACCCCCCUCAUCCUGCCUCACCUAUUACCUGCUAGCAUGUACACCUCCCCUUCCCCCACCUUCUUAUUCGAGCCUCUGCUGCCUUCCUUUCAGUCCUCACAAAGGGUCCUGGCCCGGAACCCCAACUGUUUCUUGCCCUCCCUCGAUGCGGCCUGACCUGCUGAAUUCUUCCAGCGUUCUGUGUGCGUGUUGCUGUAGAUUUCGGGUGCCGGCAGAAUGGGUUGUGUCGACACAGUGAAAUCGCUCCCUUAUCCGCCAUCGUCGGCUGCAGGGCUUUGGAUCUGUGAGCCAGGCCGGCACUGGAAUGCUGUGAGAUUGUAGGGUUGGAAUCGGCUGACUGGAACCAAGGCCGUGAGGAAUCCCGUAGCAACAGGGACCUUCGGACGCCAGCGGUCCACUCCCACACCUUCUCGCCCCGCCCUGGAUCCGAACUACUUGCUGCUUUUCAAUCUCUAAAUGCUUUUCAUUCUCGCAAAGGAGAAAUCCCCGAUUUGCUUUUAAGUGUGGACCGGAGUGGAUGAGUGGAGGAUGUCAGAGGGCUGGGAGGACUGCCCGGUGCUGCCGGUGGGCUGGAAGCGCCGUGAGGUGUUCCGCCGCUCUGGCGCCACCAUAGGCAAGUCAGACACCUAUUACUUGAGUCCCACAGCAGAGCGAUUCCGCAGCAAGGUAGAGUUGGUCAAGUACUUUGGAGACGCGCUAGACCUCACCUAUUUUGACUUCAAGAAGGGAAUCAUCCUGCCUCCAGAUGCAAAGGUCAGGAGGUCGGGGAAACGCCAGAGCACCUCCUCGUGCGAGGUUAAGGAGGAGCAGAGGGAGCAUUGCCAGACCCCGAAGAAGAAGGCCAAGGCUCCCCCUACCCCGAGCCCAGCUCAGCCCAAACCAGAAAAGGCCAGUGAGGCGGAGGGAUUAGCCGCAGACCCCCAGGACUCGCUGAUCGUGUGUUGUGAGGACUGCCAGCAGUGGAUUCCAGGGGUGCUGUUCAGCCCCCGCAAGAGGCGCCUGCGAUUCUACUGCGCCGAGUGCAGAGCGAAGCGACGGGAACUUGGGAGGAAGUUAAACUAUUACAAGCGUUUUGGCUGCGGUGAGUGCGAGGGCUGCUCCGUGGCCGCUGACUGCGGUGUGUGCCGGGGAUGUGCUGCCGGGCACUCGAACAGUGGCAGGAGGCGCAAGUGCAUCAGGAGGUCUUGUCAGAAACUGAAAGAGAUAAGGGCAGAGUCACGGUGCCGGAGAUCGUCCGGGGAACCAAAGAAAAAGGUGAAGUCCCACCUCCAGGCGACAAAACGGGCGGCGGUACAAAGGUCAGAGCCAGCACACGUCACAUCUGAAGACAAGGAUGGUGUCCCGUGCAAAGCUCCAACGAGAAAGAUACAAUCUCACCAGCAAGCAGAGAAGAUUUUGAAGAAAGCAAAGAUUAUCCCAGUGCCCAAGGAGCCAGAGGUGGAGGAGGAGAAACCGGUGGUGAAGCCCUGCCCUCCGCUCAGCGAGGAGCCGGCCCCCGAAUCUCCAGACACUCCCACUGCAGUGACGGCAGACACGCCAGUCCAGACAAAGGGCAGCCGGAACCGCCGGAACAACCGGAGCUGUGGGGAGUGCGAGGCGUGUCUCCGCCUAGCCGACUGUGGCACAUGCGACUUCUGCAAGGACAAGGCCAAGUUCGGCGGCGCCAACACAUUGCGGCAGAAGUGCCGCUGGAAACAGUGCCUCUGCUUCGCCUCCAAACGCCUGUUGCCCCGGGAGCUGAUGGGCCAGGGCUCCUGGGCGGAGUGGGAACCGGGGUGCCGGAGUGGGCGUCGGAGGUGGAAAGAGAACGCCUUUGCCAGCCGCAAGGUGGCCCGCGCCAUCCAGGCCGCCAGGAAGAGGAAGAUAUGCCAGUCGUCGGUGCCCGCGGCUGAGCCUGAGGCCAGCAGACGCCCGGAAACGCCAGCACAGGUCCUGGCGCUGAUUGGCAAGGAGGAGGAGCCCUCGCGCCCACGCACCUCAUCGCCAGAGAGGGGGCAGGAGGCAGCCAUGCCUAGCCCAGUCAAGCCGGUGCGGGACGGCAGUGGGAGGGCGGACAACCCCCACGGCUCUCCAGAACAGAGGUCUCCGCCCUCGGGCGAAGCCCUGAACCUCAAGAAGCUCCUGAUGGUGAUGAAGCCGUACGUGAAGGGAGCCCAGUCAUCAGAAGCCCCCGAGCGGCCGACUGUGAUUCGCGAGACCUCUGAGUGGCAGCUGAGCAGCGAGCAGAGGAGGCCCAUGGAGACCCCAGUGUUCCAGACGGCAGCGAUCUCCACCCCAGCAAAGCGUGUCACUCCGGAACGGGAACCUGAGCGCAUUCCAAGCACACCGGAAAUGUUGAGUGAGCGUGUCUCCUCCUCCCACCGAUCGGUGUCCCCUGUCAUUAAACAACAGGAGCACAAGGAAAGAGCCAGCAGCAGGAAGGCAUUGCAACGCUCCACGGAGGAACGUGAUGUGAACGGGUGUUCCAGCCAGGGUUCACCUCCCAUCACCAAGGAGGAACGCACAAACCCCAGCAGCUACAGGCAGCCCAUCUCGCCCAAGCGGCCGGCAGAGACAGAGGCCCGUACACCCGGAAUUCCCAGCAAUUCUCGGAUUGUCAGGCGGGAGAGUCCGGAGCAGAACCCGGGAUAUGGACAGUCACCUCCAGCAGCGGUUGCAGCAGGUCAGUCAGUGACACAGCAGAGCCCAGAGGAGAGUAGCGGUGGUCCCGACGACAGCUCCGGUUUGCCAGUGAUCACGCAGAUCUUCAGCCUGGGUUCUCCCUACAUGAUGAUGUCCCUGGAGCCGCUGCUGCGGAACUUCAUGCAGGACCUGAUGCUGUUGCCACUGCCAGCCUCCUGGGUGGUGUGCUCCUCGCUGGGGCCCGACGUCCAACUCAUCCAGCUAUCUCGCAAGUCGCCCGUCUGGGACGCCGCUGUGCACAUCCGCCCGGGCUUCUUCUUCCAGGUGCUGGUGCGGGGCCUGGCCGUGCCCCGUGGCCACCGUCUUUACCGCAGCCACCCUGCCCAGCUCACCACUGUCGAUGACGUGGUGGACCUCAUCAGCGACCUCGAGACCUACCGGGUGUGCGCUGGCUACCCGCAGCACCGCAGCCUCAAGGCCACUCCGCCGGCCGUGGCUGCCCUCCUGCCCCGCGAGCGCUCCUCCUUCUGCGACGUCCUGGUCGACAAGGAGCGUUGCUUCCAGUGCGCCGUCACCAUCUGAUUCCCCUGGCUCGCUGGACGCUACGGAGGACGGCGGGAGGGAGGUGGUUUGUGGGAACACAGUUGUUGGAACACUGGAUGGUGGCAUCACACCUUCCUAAACCAGCCCCCACCACGCCACCUGUUUAUCCUCGACCUGUUUAACCCCGCCUCAGUACAUGACAUCGGGGAUGCCCCCUUUUAGUCCCCACGGUCCUCCCUGGGUCAGCCUGAGGUCAUCCGACACUAACCAGCACCUUUACCAGUGAUACCUUUUGCCUCCAGAGUUUCCCCGCCCGAUGCCAGGAAUUCUGUCCUGAGGCAAUCCCGUCGGAUCUGUCAUCGAUGGGAGUGGAGUGUGGUGCGGGAGGAAGCAUAGGGGGCAGUCCUUGGGUCAAACAGCUCUCUACUGGCCCUCCCAAUUCUGAUUUUCCUUCCACCCCUCCCUACAGGCAGAGACAGUUCCAAUGCUGGGGUGCACACGAUUCGGGAGAUGCUGCCAACUGCAAAGCUCAGAGACGUGGGGGCGGGGGGGGGGGGGAGGGAAAGAGUGCAAAGUGUUGACAACUUUCCCGCUGUUGGCAGAGGGUCUUUGCCUGAAUAAACCCCACCCCACUUCCACAAUUCCCCCUCCCUGCUCCACUCAUUGGAGAGAGCCCUUGUCCUCCCACCCACCUCUCUCUGUCCUGUCCCCUUCUGCACUGCUCCACUCCCUGUUACAGCCCAGAGUUCUUCCCCAGCAGACAUGAUGGGCUGUUACUCCAUCAGAUGUGGCCUGUAGCACACUCCUCUCCCUGCAGUGCUCCCUCCUCACCAUGCCUCAUUCCGACGCUCCCUCCUCAGCGCCCUGCCCUGCAGUGCUCCCCCUUGAUCACUGCCCCUCCUGCAGUGCCGUGUUCUCCCUUCACCACCUCUCACUCGGCAUGGCACUCUCUCCUCCUAGCCACUCCCUACAAACUGCCCCUCCCACAGCACGGCACCCUCCUUGCUGCCCCUCCCACAGCAUAAUGCUCCCUCCUCACCACCCCUUCACCUUCCUCCAGGGAGCCUGCAGUGAGGUGAUUGGCAAGAGGGAAUGGUUGGUUUGGGAUGGACACUCUCCCCUUUCCUCGUUUUCUGAGAAUACACGGGCAGUGAGACAGAGAGCAAGCUGUUGCGGGGGGAUGUCAGGCAGAGAGCGAGAUAGGAAGCAAGCUGCCAUUCAACAGGAAGGAAAACCUCACCACCUCCCCUCCCCGCUUCGCGCUAGCUCUCCGCCGGUGACUUGGGAAGGCCAAACACCCACCCCCAACCGAAGCGAGCCCCCUCCCGCAUCUCUGGGCUAGCAGGGUCAUGAAGGCCAUCGGAACGCUUACUAACCAGAUAAACGUCGGGAAGGUAGAGAGACACUUUCUAUAGAGAACUAAAAUAUAUACGUAUAGACACACACACACACACACACACACACACACACACACACACACACACACACACACACACACACACACACACACACUCACACUCACACUCACACUCACACACAUACACUCACACACAUACACUCACACUCACACACACACACACACAUACACUCUCACACACACACACUCACACAUACACUCACACACACACACACACACACUCACACUCACACACACACACUCACACACUCACACUCACACACAUACACUCACACACUCACACUCACACACAUACACUCACACUCACACACACACACUCACACACAUACACUCACACUCACACACACACACACAUACACUCUCACACACACACACACACACACUCACACACAUACACUCACACUCACACACAUACACACACACUCACACACUCACACACACACACACACACACACCACACGCACGCACGCACGCACACACACACACACACACACAACCCCCAGAUAGGCUGUACACUUUGGAUGUAGGAUGAAAUUGUAAAUAGACGCCCUGAUAUUCUAAUGUACUGUGCCUAGCAGAGUACUUCUAUUCCUGCAGCUGCAGUUGGGGGCAGAGAGGUAGAAUUUACCCUGUGUAGUUUUCCAGUCAUCUCUGUUUGUGUUUUUGUUUUUUUUUGAUGUUUUAUUUUAAUAAAAUCUCCUUUUGUGUCUUGU